ACAUGGCGGGCAGUGUCAUUUUGGGAACGUCGUGACUAUAACGUGAAAUAAUGAAUUUUGUUGUUUUAGAAUAUGGGUGAAUAUGUGCAAUAAUUUAUUAUACAUUGUUGUGGAAAGUGUUGUGUUUUAAAUAUAUUUGUGUAAUUUGAGUGUAAAAAUGGCCUCGGAUAAGAUUAAGGUAGCUGUGCGGGUUCGUCCCUUUAACAGGCGAGAACUCGAAUUAGGGACACAAUGUGUGGUGGAAAUGGAAGGGCAACAGACCGUCCUACAGUAUCCGCAGUCAGCCCACGACAAAGAAAGGAAACAACCAAAGACGUUCGCGUUCGACCACUGUUUCUUCUCAUUGGAACCCACGCUGCCACACUUUGCCUCGCAAAAGACUGUGUUCGAAUGUCUCGGACGUGACAUCUUAGAUAAUGCCUUCGAAGGGUACAAUGCUUGCAUCUUUGCCUAUGGACAGACAGGUUCCGGCAAGUCGUACACAAUGAUGGGCGCGCCCGGGCCCGACGAGGGCGGCAUCAUACCGCGGCUGUGUGAUGCACUCUUCGAGCGGAUCGCCCGCCAGCAGUCGCCGCCCGCCCUCACUUAUAAGGUGGAAGUUUCAUACAUGGAGAUCUACAACGAGCGUGUACACGACCUACUCGACCCGGAGACGACGCGACGGUCGCUGCGUGUGCGGGAGCACGCAGUCCUGGGCCCGUAUGUGGACGGCCUAUCACAACUUGCAGUCUCGUCGUUUCAGGACAUCGACAACCUAAUGACGGAAGGCAACAAAUCCCGAACUGUCGCAGCCACCAACAUGAACAGCGAGUCGUCGCGCUCGCACGCCGUCUUCAGCGUCGUGCUGACUCAGACGCUAUGCGACGCUGCCACCGGCGUGUCGGGGGAGAAGGCCGCCAGGUUGUCCCUCGUCGACCUGGCGGGCUCCGAGCGCGCGGUGAAGACUGGCGCUGUGGGGGACCGACUGAAAGAGGGCUCCAAUAUCAAUAAAUCCCUCACAACUUUGGGGCUCGUUAUAUCAAAACUAGCGGACCAGUCAUCGGGGAAGAACAACAAGGACAAAUUCGUCCCUUACAGAGAUUCAGUGCUCACGUGGCUCCUGAAGGACAAUCUCGGGGGCAACAGCAAAACUGUUAUGGUGGCCACCAUAUCCCCCGCGGCGGAUAACUACGAGGAGACGCUCUCCACGUUGCGGUACGCGGACCGCGCCAAGCGCAUCGUGAACCACGCCGUCGUCAACGAGGACCCCAACGCGAGGAUCAUCCGCGAGCUGCGGCAGGAGGUCGAGGCGCUCAAGAAUAUGCUCAAGCAUGCUACGGGCUCUCCUGUGGGCGAAGAUGUGCACGAGCAGUUGGCACAAAGUGAGCACCUGAUGAAGGAAAUGUCCCGAACGUGGGAAGAAAAACUCGUCGAAACUGGUCGAGUACAAAGCGAAAGGCAACACGCCCUGGAGAAGAUGGGCAUCAGCGUACAGGCGAGCGGCAUCAAAGUGGAGAAGAAUAAAUAUUAUCUUGUUAAUUUGAACGCGGAUCCGUCGUUGAACGAAUUACUGGUGUAUUAUUUGAAGGAUAGGACACUAGUGGGCGCCGACAGCGAGGCGGACAUCCAGCUGUCGGGGCUGGGCAUCCAGCCGCAGCACUGCCUGCUGCUGGUGGAGGGCGGCAGCCUGCACAUGGAGUCGGUGGGCGGCGCGCGCUGCUUUGUCAACGGCACGCCCGUCGUGUCGCGCGUGCGCCUCGGACACGCCGACAGGAUCCUGUGGGGGAACCAUCACUUCUUCAGGGUCAACUGUCCUAAGGAGACAGCAGCGGCCGCGUCAGAGCCGCAGACGCCGGCACAGCCCAUAGACUACAACUUCGCGCGCGACGAGAUCAUGCUCAACGAGCUCAGCAACGACCCCAUACAGACCGCCAUCUCUCGGCUAGAGAAACAGCACGAGGAGGACAAGCAAGUGGCGCUAGAGAAGCAGAGACAAGAGUACGAGCGACAGUUCCAACAGCUCAGGAACAUCUUGUCGCCGUCCACGCCCUACCCGCCGUACUCGUACGAUCCGCUCAAAUUAGGUAAAAUGACAGCGUGUACACCGACGACCGCGGCGCGCGUGGAGCGGUGGGCGGCGGAGAGAGACGACACGUUCAAGCGGUCGCUGGGCCGGCUGAAGGCGGACAUACUGCGCGCCAACGCGCUGGUGCAGGAGGCCAACUUCCUGGCCGAGGAGAUGAGGAGGAACACGAGGUUCAGUGUCACGUUGCAGAUACCGCCGCAGAACCUCAGCCCUAACAGAAAGCGAGGCGCCUUCGUAUCAGAGCCGGCGAUAAUGGUGAAGCGUCCGACGCGCGGCGCGCAGGUGUGGUCCAUGGAGAAGUUGGAGAACAAGCUGGUGGACAUGCGCGACAUGUACGACGAGUGGCGGCGGCGGCAACAGCGGGACGAUCUUAUUGAGAACGACGUGGCUCCAAUCGACCCCGAGACACCACCGGAACAUAUUGACAAAGCUCUGGAUCCAUUCUACGAGACGCAAGAAAACCACAACUUGAUCGGUGUAGCGAACAUAUUCCUGGAGGCGUUGUUUCAUGACGUCACGCUCGACUAUCACACGCCCAUCAUCAGUCAGCAAGGCGAAGUUGCUGGGAGAUUACAGGUUGAGAUAAGUCGAGUGAGCGGUCAGUUUCCUCAAGACAGGAUAUGUGAAGCGGGUUCCGACACCUCUGGAGAUAUGCGUGACGAUGACGAAGCCAUAGAUCCUGCUACACAACAAGUAACAAUUCGCGUGGUGAUCAAACAAGCGAGUGGGCUUCCCCCGUCGCUGUCCAACUUCGUGUUCUGCCAGUACACGCUGUGGGGCGGCGGCGAGCCGGUCGUGGUCGCGCCGCACGUGAGCGCCGACACGCCGCCCGCGCCCACGUCUCCGACCACGAUCCCGUCGCCCGCGUCACCGCGACACCAACUCAUGACCUUCAGAUUUGACCACAAGAUUGACUUCAACAUUCCACUAACAGAGGAGUUUAUUGAACAUUGUGCAGAGGGUGCGUUAUCUAUCGAGGUGUGGGGCCACCGGUCGGCGGGCUUCAGCCGCACUUGCGGCAACUGGGAAGUGGAGCAACAGCAGUUGGCGAAGGCGCGCUCGCUGGCCGACCGCUGGGCGGAGCUCACGAGGAAGAUCGAGCUGUGGGUGGAGAUACACGAGCUCAACGAGCAGGGGGAGUACGCGCCCGUUGAGGUGACGCCGCGCAGUGACAUCGUGACGGGCGGAGUGUACCAGGUGCGGCAAGGGCAGCAGAGGCGCGUCGGCGUGAGAGUGCGCCCCGCCGCCAACUCUGGCACGCUGCCCAUCAUCUGCCAGCACAUCGUCAGCGUGGAGUUGGGCUCCGUCACAGUGAGGUCGCGUCUCCAGAAGCCGUUGGACUCGUACCAGGAGGAGGACCUGGCGGUGCUGAGAGAGCGGUGGAGCGACGCGCUCGCCCGGCGCAGGCAACAUCUACACGCUCAGUUACAGAAACUAGUAAACAUGUCCCCGUCCAUGAAGAGCGAAAGAGACACGGAGCGGGAACAGUCGCUGGUUGAGCAGUGGGUGUCGCUCACUGAGGAGAGGAAUGCGGUCCUGGUGCCCAGUCCCGGUAGCCCCAUCCCGGGCGCGCCGGCGGCGUGGAACCCCCCGCCGGGCAUGGAGCAACACAUACCCGUUCUCUUCUUAGAUCUCAACGCGGACGACCUGACGACGCACUCUUCGGGCGAGGAGGUGACGGUGGCGGGCCUGCACUCCAUCCUGCCGAAGGAGCACGGCAACAAGUUCUACGAGCUCACGAUACUGCACCACCACGACAAGGACGUGUCGGCCGUCGCCUCGUGGGACUCCUCCAUUCACGACUCGCAGUACCUCAACCGCAUCACUGAAGCGAACGAACGUGUGUACCUGAUACUGAAGACGACGGUGCGACUGUCGCACCCGGCGCCCAUGGACCUCAUCCUGCGCAAGCGGCUCGCGUUGAACAUCUACAAGCGACAGAGCUUCACUGAUCGAAUACGCAAAAAGAUUGUCAGAAGCGAUCAGUUGCCAGCGACGGGCGUGACCUACGAAGUGGUGUCGAACAUUCCCAAAGCGUCUGAAGAGCUGGAGGAGCGCGAGAGCUUAGCGCAGAUCGCUGCCACCGGGGAGGAGGCCAGCGCUGCCGAUGGAGAAACGUAUAUUGAAAAGUACACGCGCGGCGUAAGCGCAGUAGAGAGUAUACUCACGCUCGACCGCUUACGUCAGAGCGUCGCCGUGAAGGAGUUGGAACAGGCUCGCGGUCAACCAAUCACAAUGCGGAAAACCGCGUCCGUGCCUAACUUCUCACAGAUCAUGCGCUUGGACUCGUCAUUCGAGUCUCUGUCAGGGCUCGCGGGCGGCCGGUCGGGCAGCGUGGCCGACCUCGCGGACGAGACGCCGCGCCGCAACGCGCACCGACACUCGUUCGCUGCGCCCGCGCACAACGACUCCGACAUCUCCACGCCCACAAAACCAUUCGGCCUGGCUCGGCCAACGUUCCUUAACUUGAAUUUGAACCUGAACUCACUGCGACUGCAGACGCCAAACAAGUCGUCGCCAGCGAGCGCCAAACUUGGUCUGCGUAUGACAACGUUGCACGAGGAGCCCGGCCGCAGGAACGAUGACGAUUCGCACUCGGAGCCAGAGGCGGCGCCUGUUGAUGAGAUCACCACGCCGAGGUCACAUCGCACGCGGUCCCGGGCAUCAUCACGUGGAUUCCUGCCGACAUCGAAGACGUUGGACUCGCUUCACGAACUUGCAUGUGAACGAGUACCCAAUAAAAAUUCACCCUCAAUAUCGUCCAGCGGAUAUGGUUCGCAAGCAGUGUCUUCUACAAACCUGACUAACGAUGACACACUCUCGAUAAGGAGUAUGUCAGUCGACGACACACCGGACUUCGACAAAACGAUGGACUAUUCACAUUUAAGUCGGACGAAAACCUCCAUGGCGGGUCUUAGGAAUGAAAUCACCGAACUAAGGAACGACAUCACGGAGUUGAAGAACGAAAUUGUUGAAUCAAAGAACGAAUUGGAAGAGACGUCAUUCGAAACAACGAAAGCGAAAACGCCGGUACUUACUCCCGGAUCGAGAAAUCGUAUCAAUCCGUUCUUGAGGGAUUGUGAGGAUGUUCCUAAAAAUGAACAAAUGGUGGAUCCUUUGGGAGCGUUACCUGUCGAAAGCACCGUGUUAUCUAGUCAGACGCAUAAAAGCGAGCCUUUGCACGUUAAUGGAGAAGCGCCGCAAAGUCGCGAAACGUCCUUUGGUGAGGCAGAAGUAGAGUCAGAAAGUUCAGAACAGUCGAGUCACGAAACGCGAAGUCGUGAAGCGUCUUCUGUGGGGGAAAGUGAUUCACCUGGAACUGAUCCAAUCGUCAACACAUCGUUACCCGCGGGGAAGGUGGUGCGCCGGCGAGCGGGCGCGUCCGCACGCAACGCGAGCCGCCAGUCGUACCCGGCCGCGCGCCCCAAGUCGGCGCACGAGCCCGUGCACGCGCAUGUGCGUGCGCUGCGGGACACGCCCGCCUCCUCCACGGAGCGAAUCGGUGACGAGGAGUGUUCAGAGAGCGGGCGCGUGUACACGGUGCCGGACUGGCUGACGGUGGGCGAGAGCGUGCAGCUGCGGCUGAGCAGCAGCACGGGCGUGGUGGCGUACGUCGGCCCCACGCACUUCGCGCCCGGCCUGUGGGUCGGCGUCGAGUUGGACGCGCCCACUGGCAAGAACGACGGGUCGGUGGGCGGCACGCGGUACUUCAACUGUCGCGCGCGGCACGGCAUCUUCGUGCGCGUCGAUAAGCUGGUGCAGGACCGCCGCGGGAAGUCCGCGCGCGCCUUCCGCGACAGCGAGCUCAAGCGCGCCGCCAGCAAGGGUGAAGGCCUACACAACCUGCACAGAGCGAGGAGUCGCGGCGACAGUAUAAACACCGUGGGCACCAAGGCGCGGGGCAAAUAGUCCGCCCCCCGCCCCGCCCCCGGACCGGGCUCACUCUUACGUCCACGUCAGUUUCUGUUGCGAGCCGGUAACGCGUAUGGUGCUUACGUCUACUGCAAACGAGUGUUGUAUUCCGACCCACAAUACAAAUAGUAAUACAAAUGCGCGAUUCGUUAUCAUUUUCUGGAUAAUUUAACUAUUUUACUAUUUUGAUUAGUCUUGUUAUACGAUUGGUAAAGCGUGAUUACUAAUGUCAUUUUUUAUAAAGAAGUCAUUCAGUAAAGUUGUAUGGAAUAGUUAAUAUAACUCCUCAAUUUAAGAUGCAGAUUCGUCUAUAUCUACCUCUAUUGACACUCCCAUGAUAUAUGCGUGCGGGGAAGUGAGGUGCAUCAAUGGUUUUUCAUUCGUCACUACAAGCCCCACGACCCGCGCGUACCAUCGGGAGUGUUACGAACGAAGUUGCCAAGCUAUAGUUUCGUGUUACACACAAGAGAUGACAUUUUCGACACUAACAUUUACGCAACCGAUUUUACAAAAUAGCUUGGUCUUAUUUACUUGUAUUCACGAUUUAUUGACUAAGUUUUCACAGCUUUUAGAACACAUUCAAAAAAGCGUGUUUAAUUUUUGAAGAAUAAUUCACACAUGAGUAAAGCCAGGAAGGAAUUUUACACUUGUUUGAGAUAGGCCACAUAUUUUACUGUAGUCACUACUUACUUUCAUAUCGCAGUCGGUUUUGUUGAAACAAAGCUACGCUUUAACUAAAUUUCAACACUUUCAGUGCUGGUAAUUCAGUUGACUGUUUUGAACACAACAAAAUUGGCUAACCAUUUUUUGAAGCAAUAUUUUUAUCACUGUACAGGGUGUAAAUCAAAUGUUUAGUGUACUAAAACAAAACAAUAGAUUUAAUUUUAAAACUGCUAAUAGUUUAGACAAAUUCAGGGUUAUGCUAUAACGAUUUCACUAAAUCUGUCAAUGGUUAAAGUAUACUCAUUGGUCGAUCAUGGAAACAAACGUAUUAUAACUGAAAAAAUAUUACCAUGUGAACCACUACCUCUGUCGAUAUUGUAUAACUUGGACUCGUACGUGUACGCAUUGUCAUUGUUUUACAAAAGUUUGUUUCCAUUAGAGCGAUGCCCCGUUAGCGCGUUGUGAAGCGUUAAGCCGACUGUGUUUCGCUUAUGCGUGUCGUCCUCUUGCAUUGCGACAUCGUGCGUUACAAACAACGCGCUAAUGAGACAUCUGAUAAAUUCUCCCUCGAAAGCAAAGCAUACUGCCUUUAGCGCAAGGAUGUCGUAAUGAAAGACUGGAAAAAGCAUUCCAAACAUUAAUAUUUUAGAGCACGAAACUCAUCAUUGAUUUACUCCCUGUGUUUAUUUAUUUCAUGUUACGCGUUUUUGUGUGUCGAUGUCUGGGAAACAGUUUUCCUCGCCUUUAUUGACUGGUGCAAUAAAACGAUGACGGAAAACCAGGUUUCCGUACGAUUUAGGGAAAUUUUGACGGCGUUUCGAGACAACGUAAAUUAUUAUUACUUAACUUGUUUUACUACAGGUCUUGCAUGAAAAUAUUUUCUUUGUCGAAUUUUUAAAGUGUUCGCACUUGUGUUAAAAUACUGUGUUCGUAACUGGGUUUUUAUAAGUAGCAGAAGUAUAUGGAUGAAGUAUUUCAUCCAAAGUUAAGGAUUCAUUAUCAGCUGUCAAACUAUAAUGAAUCCUUUUGGAUGAAGAAAGUUGAUUCGUACAUAAUUAAUGUGUAAUUUCAAUGGCUCAGUUUAGAGAUUCGACGGCAAAUGUUUUGGUGCAAGACCUCAAAUUCAAUUUUAUUUAAUUUCAUUCAUUGACAUUUUGAAAUUGUAAAUAGAUUAAUUCGAUUAUUGUGAUUUUAAUUUUGUUACGUUACAAUGUAAAUAUGUGAAUCUUUGUAUGUUUUAUGUCGAUAAUAAUUUAAUGAAUAAUAAUGUUUUAGGGAGAAACCAAUGAAUUCUUUGUGAUUGGUAAGAAUUGCGUGGAUUAUUUGUAUAGUAAUUUUUUUACUGUAUAGUUUGUGGUGUAGACAUUACGCGUAAAUUAAUUAUUUAUGUAUUUAGCUCAUUCACUAAGCUUAACACUCUUCUAAACGUAUGUAUAGGUUCUUAAAAGACAGAGUUUACACUUUCACUUAUGUAUUAAGUAUUUGUGGCCUCGAACUAUGAAAAACAAAAUAUGUACAGUCGAAUUGAGGAACCUCCUCCUUUUUUUGAAGUCGAUAAAAAAUGCGGAAUAUGAGUUUUAUUCCUAGAUCAGUAUAAAUAAAGAAUCCUUUCAUCUGGAUCAUAGUUGUUACGUUUAAUCAGAAUCAAUUCGCAAUAUACUAAUCAAUGUGGUACAUUUUCAGCAAGAAAACUUUGAUGUUGGGGUUAAGAUAUAUUGCGAAAGAAAACUGCUGUAAUUUAAUUAUCUUACAGCGACUUUCCACAGUAAUAUCAUUCUUGUAUCUUACGGACUUAUUUAUAAACUCCUCCUAUCCUAUCCUAUAUAGGUCCUAUCCUAUAUAUAUCCUAUAUAGGUCCUUUUUACUUUAAAGAAAAUUCAGGCUUAAAUAUUAAUCUAUGUUUAUGAAUGUGGGGGUUAAAGUUUUGUACUUACUUAUAUAUAUUCUUUGGGCGUGCCCAUAAAUUUACUAUAAACAAGAACAUUUGUGCACGCAUAAUUUGUAGGUACGUAUUGACGUACGAUUAAUAUUGUGUACGGACAAUAUUGUUGUAUUUAAAUCUAAAUUUGAAGCAACAUGGUAUUUUCCUUCUUCGAAAAACAUUGUUGUGAUAGCAUGUCAUUGAUGCGACUUACUGAUGUACAAUCAGUAAUCCGAUUAAUUGAUGAAUAAAUAGACGAAUGUUCAAGAAUAUUUCUCAAUGUAUCUUAACCCUAAAAGUCGUUUAAGACUUACGCUGCUCUGUUUAUGUUUAGCAAUUCAAUAUGAACAUUGAAAAGUUUUGAUAUUUAAAUGCCAUAAAUAAAUCACUAGCCACAAUGAAUAGAGCGUAGCAAAAAUGCUUACCAUUCAUUGAAAAAUAUAUCUAAAGUCCACACCAUAAAGCUCACAUUUCAAUGACGCGCUAUGAUAUGGUGCAGUGUGGGUCAAUAUCGACUUCAAGGGCUAAAACUCGUAAUAACUUUGUCUGAAACAUCAGGACCAGUCUUUAACUGCCAUACAACGGAUAAAUGCUAGAAAAUAUAUACAUUAUGUAAUUGUAUGAUGUUGUGAAGAGGUGACAUCGAUAUAAAAUAAUUUAGUUCCUACAAGCAUUUGAACAGUUCCCCUGAAUUAAAUCGCAUUCAAAAAUUUUCACCAUUUAUCAUGACGAGUGUGAACCUUUUAGGUUAAUUGAUGCUUUAGAUUUUGAGUUUGCACAGUUAGGAGUUAGUUUAUUAGGGAAUUGUACAUUUCGAUUAAAACAAGAAUAUAUACCUAGAUUUGAUUUCAAUGUAUCAAGAAUUGUCCUGAAUAGUGGAUUGUGUUGCUAAUAAAACUUCAGUAUAAAUAAAUGAAUUUCUAAAGCUCAUUAAGUUAGCCUAAAAUGCUUACAAAUGUUUGAGUGUUUGGUGUCGUUGCCAAUUCUUUGUAAUAGUUUCUUGCCAACGGGACUGUAAAGAUUUGUUUUUUUUCUUAUAUAACGAAAUUAGUAAUAUUAUAUACCCUCUUAAUUUUGAAACAAUUUUACGAAAUCGUCCAAUGCUACAUCUUCGUCCUUAAAUAAGACUUGUACUUAGUACAUUAAAAGCCUCGUCACGGACUAAACAUGCCCAAAACACUGACUCUGUACGGCUCAAGUGUCGAACGACAAUCGACAAUAGACGAGGCUUAUUUUCGUAUACAUUUGUAUCAUAGAUUGCUCUUUUGACACAUUUAUCGCACGGGCGCAUGUGCAACACGCCACUAAGCGACGGGACGCCACUAAACAAAUGCCCUUGGCCUUUUGCCAUGUGGCACGUCGAUUCUCUUUCUACAAAAGUUUACGCUUCGAAAAUUAAAAGAAUGGGACCGACAUUCAGUAUCGUCAUGUCGCGUGAUUGCUGUCGAUCGGAUCUGUCAUUCCUAUUCAUUUUGUUAGCUUUCGGAGCGUUAGCGUUUACAGAAAAAGAAUCAACUUGCCACAUUGCUAAGGCCCCUUAUUACAAAGUACUGAGAUUUGAGAUAAGUCAAGAAUGAUGGUGUCGCGUAGUGUUAGGGCGUGUAGCCAAUUGUCCUAUUUAUCGUUUACGAUGCUCUCGAAACCUUCGCUCGACACUUGGGGCCCUUGUCUUUAUAUCGAUUAGGUUGUGUAGUUAAAUAUUGAGAUGUAAUGUAACAUAAGUGUUUGUAGUGGUUUUUGGCAAGUUGUAUAUUACACUGAGAAAUCAUUAUCGAAGUAAUUUAUUGUCCUCAAGUUAUUAUCUCCAUCCACAUUCGAACAAUAAUCGGUAAACUGUAUAUUUCUUCUCUGUAGUCUGAGAAUCGCGUGGUAGCUGUCGGUAUCGCGACAGGCAAAGUGAAUAUCAUAAUAAUACCUAUAUUAUAUAGAAAAGUAGUACCCUUAUAAGCUAUUGGUAAGAGUGCUAUUGCAUUAUCAUAUUUACAUCCUUUAUAAAGAUAUAUCAAGAUACCGGUAUCGUAUUUGACACAACACUUUAGAUGGAUUAUCUCCGCUGCUUUUAUAAUAUUUUUUUAAAACAUGCGAAAGAAAGUUAGAAGUUUCCACGUUUAAUAAUAUUUACGUACUCCCAUCGAAAUUUUCAAACUACAGGUAAUGCCGCAAAGCUUCGUUUUGAAUCAUGUAUGAUUUUACAAUCAUGUUAAUAAAUGAUUGAAAGUAUGAUUACAGCUUGUUUAUAGGAACCUAAUUAAGAUACCAUAAACUAGCUGUAAUAAGUGAAGUAAAUAUAGAUAAUACGCCAUCAUGGAGUUUUCAUAUAUGUACUUGUUUUAUAUAUGAUAGUGUAAUAGCGGCCUUAGGGAACGUCCAUAUGACGCGUUUCGAUCUCAUUCGAAGCGGCAUAGUCUAGUUCACCUAAUGUAUAUUCCAUCCUCUUAAUAAAUUAAUUAUUAAGUACACUUAAUGAGUACACAAAUAGAAAUAUAAAAAAACGCCUCGUUAUUUACUAGAGUUUGUAAGUAUCACUUUACGCGUACAUUCGUCAUAGCCCGCCACUUGCCUCCAUUCCUGUACACAAUGUUGUAUAUUAACAUUAAAUUGUAAGUAAUUUUAGUAUAUAACUAUUAAUAAAAAUUUAUCAAAAAAUAAUAUUCAGCCAUUUUUAAACUAUGCACUGGUAAAUUAAUACCAAUUCGUAGGGUAAUGUGCCGGGGACACUCGACACUACACGCGGCCUGACAACAUUGAGGCUAAUGAAAUCGUAGCAAAUAUUAUUUAAAACUAGAAAUAGAUACUUCAGACAUCAUUGGUAUGUUUCUGGACAUAGAUAAGUUGAAUUUGUAUUAAUUUCAACUAGCGUGGCGUAACGUCGGGCCGUGUGUUGUGUUAUUAGUUUGUCGCCGGCAUUCAUAAGCCUCGACUGACGUCAUGCUUUGUCCCAAGUUCACUAUAUCGAAUGCUUAUUAGACUGUCGUACUUAAACAUUCCAUUUUUGCAUUACAUUUAUCGUUCUACCGGACAAAGAGUAGAUUUUAAGUUAGAUUUUAUAGAAAGACGCGACUUAAGCCGGGAAAUAUGCUACGCGCCAUUUCAACACUCGAAACGCCACUCGUCUGGAUUCAACAACCCGAUGUGACGUCAUUGAGUUAUCAUAAAUGGCGGUAUCAAGUACAAGAUGCGUGGUGUCGCAUGUUUUUGGCGUGUUCCACUUGGACCCGUGCCACUAUGACGUAUUUGCAUUUUUAAGCGUUUGACAGUAACCUAGUACAGAUCGUAAUAAACCUGGCCUCGACUAGGACAGCUCAAUGUGUAGUCGACGUUAAUAAAGUCUAAAGAGUAAAACGUUUUUCAUAUAUUGUAGGAUGUGUAUUUGAAACUCUCGAUGUGCUUUUGUCCUGUAGUUUUGGUAGAACACGGGCAGGGACUUGCCGCAGUGAGGGACGCGGGUUAGUCAGGGUGUUACGCAUCGCAACGAUACGCACUGGCGGCCAUAUUGAACAUAGAUUAAGAUUUAAACAUCAAUUUUCUUCAAAGUAAAGUGGACCUAAUCACUACUUUUUAAAGUUCACUUUACUUGGAAGUAAAUUGAUGCUUAUUUUUUUAAAUAUGGCCGUAGGUUCCUAGGCUUAGGGUAAUAGUGACCUUUACACAGCGAGCGUCUAGACUCUAGUAGCUCAUAAUUUAAUUUUUGUUUAGAAAUUAAGCUGACCAUGUGCUGUGCUUUUGUUUUAAACGUUAGUUUUUAGAUAAAUGAAAUUGUUUUUUUUUUAUAUUAUGAAUGAUGAUAAUAAUAAUGAAUUAAUUAUUUUAUAUUUGCGUAGUGUAUUUUUGUAUUUAUUACAGUCAAUUCGAUGAGCUUUUGCAACAUGUAAUUUGAAUGUAUAGUUUUGUAUUAUUACGUUAAUGUUUUUCGGACUAGAGACGAGGUCAUUGUUUUGCCAGUCCUAACGAUUGUGUAAAAUAAUUAUUAUAGAUCACAAAUCAAAGUAACGUAUUUCUAUUUCUUUUUAUGUGAUAAGCGAAUAGUUUAGGCAGCUACUUGGUAGCAUAGAUGGUUGCGUCUUCAUUCAUUAUUAAUAAAGAGAUUUUAAUAUUUAAAUACAAAAAUAGUUCACUUCUUAGUGGAAAUAUUUUUGCCAAGUAGCGGAUUCGAGUCAACCAUCGCUGUCAUUAUCAAUAAAUGUAUAAUAAAAUGAUUUGUUUCAUUUACUUA
Messenger RNA from Bicyclus anynana (squinting bush brown), 12774 nucleotides. RefSeq names its product kinesin-like protein KIF13A (gene Khc-73). The coding region runs from base 158 to 5974 and encodes 1938 amino acids. Lineage: Eukaryota; Metazoa; Arthropoda; Insecta; Lepidoptera; Nymphalidae. The record is from RefSeq and is a predicted model, not a curated record. Gene Ontology annotation, biological process: microtubule-based movement; cytoskeleton-dependent intracellular transport. The transcript has 38 exons. Gene Ontology annotation, molecular function: microtubule binding; ATP binding; microtubule motor activity. Gene Ontology annotation, cellular component: kinesin complex; microtubule.